This is a messenger RNA of Didymodactylos carnosus, 2592 nucleotides long. The record is from the annotation of a GenBank genome assembly. NCBI's taxonomy places the organism in Eukaryota, Metazoa, Rotifera, Eurotatoria, Philodinida, Philodinidae.
UGUCCUAAUAUUUUACCACCACGAAGACCAGAAGUUAUAUACAAUCACUCUCAAGCAGAAAUUUUGUAACUAAAACUCACAUGUGCUGUUUAAAAUACACAGGCUACAUCGGCUGGAUUUUUCGCUUAGACACAAGCGAAGAAUAUAAUAUUAUACUUUGUUUUUUACCAAACACAUUUCUGUAUUCAAUCUCUCUUACAAUGAUAUCAAUGUAUAUAUCUGACUAGUAUAGAGAGAAAAUAGAAAAAAAAUGCGACGUAUCUAUAUAUAUAUAUAGCUGAGAGGACAACAUUUCUUAUAGUUUAACAUACAAUAGUUUUUUAAAAAAUGUCGAUUGAUCAACUUAAGGUAGAUUUUGCUUUUCCUUUUUUCGUUUUGGACCAUCAGCUGCCUAACAGUUUAAAUGAUAAUUUCUUCAGCUGACAUAAUUUGAAAGAGCACACCUUCUUACAUAUUUUUGAAAAGUUGGUCAAUAACAAGCUUUUCAUAAAGUACCUAAAAAGUGAAAUUAAAAAAUUAAAUUUUUUCGAAAAUAGUCUUCAUUUUAAAAUUUAAAUAUCUCGGCUAGCAUUAAACAUAAACAAAAUAUUUUUUUUGCCAUUCGAUAGCCAAUUAAUUCUCUACAACCGACAGAAGAUUAGUUUUUUAAACAAUGCUUCUUCAGUUUGUUAUAAUGAUACUGCCGAUGCCCAUUUAAAUGGACAUGGGGCUUUAAAGGGUUAAGGAUACCUCCCUCUUUUUUGUAGAAACGUUUUCAUUUUGAGUUGAAUGUAGUCUUAUGUAGAGGAAAGUCUGGACUAUAAAAUGAGAUCGCUCCCAGCUCUCCAUGGCGUUCCUUAAAAAAAUUAUGAAGUUUUUAAGCUUUUCCUUCGAAGCCUAGNUGUAACAGGAUGCAUUCAUUUGUUCCCUAUGUAGAAGACACAUUUGUUGUGUCCUCCAGUAUGUUUUUGAUAGUCCCUUGAAUUGGCACACAUUACGACCCUUCGGAAAAAUGGUCCGACCGAGCUCAAAAUUUUACCACAGAUACUUCAUACCCUGUCUCAGAUUCGUUUAUUUUUUAAAGCGUUUACGAUUCCAACUUUCGACGUGAGAAGGUUUUCAAAAUGAAAAACUGGUUUUUCAUAUUGGAUUUUCAGUAUUUUUCGAAUAUCUCGAGAAGGAAACAACAUUUUUCGAAAAGAAAACCAACAGAACCUGAGAUAGGGUCUAAAGUAUCUGUGGUAAAAUUUUGAGCUCGAUCGAACCAUUUUUUCGGGGGGUUAUAAUGAGGUCUGAUGAAAACUGGAGUUUUCUAGAAAACCCAUAUAAGAACAUCUCAGAAAAUUCUGGGCAAAAAUACAUUAACUUUCUUUUUCGAUGUCCUAUCUUUGCUAUAAAUUGGAGCUCAAUCGGACGUGUCCUCCGCAUUUAGCAACAAGAUGAAAAAGAGGGGGGGGGGGCUACUCUUAAUCAUGGGUGUCUGGAUAAAUAAUCGAGUGCUCCAUUCUUAAUUCCUUAAACAUAUUUGACUUCAAUGAUUUGCGGAAUAAAGUCUUUAGUUUUGAAUAAUCAAUUUUCUAUUCUUGAAUUGUAUCUAUUUGUCUUCUUAUGGAAAUUUACGAGCGGUUUGUAUGGUUAAUAAAUUGUUGGUUACCAAUAUAGUCGCGUAAGUUAGUAAUACACCAAUAAAUUUCUAAUGCUUCCAACUCAGUUGGCAUUUAUCGUUUUUAAGCUACGUUUAGAAUCCUGGACAAAUAAUAAUUAAUGUUGACACCACUGGAUGUUCGCUGAUGCAGUUGUGCUUGUUUCCUAAUUGUUCUAUCAUUGGUUGUGGAUAGGAAUCCUUCUUGGUGACUGCAUUUAAUUUACGAUAAUCAACAAUGAAAUCGCUUGGAAUUUCCUGAUUUCUUUUCUACAUACACACUAGACAUGCCAGGAAGUAGUCUGGUGGAAAGCUCAUGACAAAAUAUGCUCUUUCCAAUGAUGUACUGUACAAAGUUUAAAGAGACUGUCAUCUGGGUUGUCUUCUAGAAGGUUGUCCAUAGAAGAGCACGUCCGAAAACUCUAGGCAAAAAUAUAUCGAUUUUCUUUUUCGUUGUCCUAUUUCCGAUAUAAAUUUCGCCUCGAUCCGGCAUCGACUUCCCCGAUUUCUAGGAGGGUCAAAAAGAGAGUGGGAGGUAUCCUUAAAUAGUUAUGAUUUAUUUACUCCAAAACCACAUUCUGUACGGAUAAUUUUGACGCGUGUGUACGAGUAAAUGCUAGAAUUUGAAAGAAAGUUUUUUAUUUUAUACUUCAGUUCGACAUUAUCGUUACGAAGAAGAAUUUACAACAACAUUAGACGAAGAGUCAAGAAGAGCAAAAUUUAAAGAUGAAAAAAUGUCUAUGCCAGAUAUCUUGACCAUUGGUGCAAAAAAUGCUGAACAUGAAAAUUCAUGGAAGGGUGGGCGUUUGGCUGAUUUAUCUAUAUGGAAUUGUUGGUUAGAACGAAAAGAAAUCUGUGCUUUAUAUCAACAAAAAUGUUCUAUUGAUCAAAUGAAAAUUGGUACAUAUUUAUAUCAAUCGUCCAACAAAUAUUCAUCAUCAACUGUUCAAGAAGUGGAAAAUCAGGAAUAG